This is a messenger RNA of Tachysurus vachellii, 2496 nucleotides long. RefSeq names its product inhibitor of growth family, member 3 (gene ing3). The transcript has 12 exons. Lineage: Eukaryota; Metazoa; Chordata; Actinopteri; Siluriformes; Bagridae. Gene Ontology annotation, cellular component: NuA4 histone acetyltransferase complex. Gene Ontology annotation, biological process: regulation of DNA-templated transcription. Bases 127 to 1380 code for a protein of 417 amino acids. The record is from RefSeq and is a predicted model, not a curated record.
CGUCGGCGUAGCGUCCCUCCCCUUUUACAGUUGCCGUUUUUUCUCUUCAGCGUUCAGCGACCGUCGGCGCCAUAUUGACGAUUACAACGCUUUCUACAAAAUCUUAAAAAACACAUAUUUGCCAAAAUGCUGUACUUGGAGGACUACCUCGAAAUGAUCGAGCAGCUACCCAUGGACCUCCGCGACAGGUUUACGGAAAUGAGGGAGAUGGACCUGCAAGUACAGAAUGCUAUGGACCAGCUGGAGCAGAGAGUUAAUGAGUUCUUUGCCAAUGCUAAGAAGAACAAACCUGAAUGGAGGGAGGAGCAGAUGGAGGUUAUUAAGAAGGACUAUUAUAAAGCGUUGGAAGAUGCUGAUGAAAAAGUCCAAUUAGCCAAUCAAAUCUAUGAUCUGGUGGAUCGACACUUAAGGAAGUUGGAUCAGGAGCUUGCAAAGUUCAAAAUGGAGCUGGAAGCAGACAACGCCGGCAUUACAGAAAUCCUGGAGAGACGAUCAUUGGAAAUGGACAGUCCAUCUCAACCUGUCAAUAACCACCAUGUUCACUCGCAUGCCACUGGAGAAAAGAGGAAGUACAGCACGCCAACUCACCACACUACUGAGCAUGUGCCAGAGAAGAAGUUUAAAUCCGAAGCUCUGCUCUCAACUUUGACAUCAGAUGCCUCUAAAGAGAACACCCCGGGUUGCAGAGCGAACAGCACGUCCUCCUCGACCAACAGCGUGUACAGUGUGAACUCCACCCAGUCUCUUUCCUCAUACAACCUGAGCUCUCUGCCAUUGGGUCCAGCCGCCGGUGCAGGAGCCAUCAGUAUGGCAGCUGCUCAGGCAGUGCAGGCCACAGCACAGAUGAAGGAGGGCAGGAGGACGUCAAGUAUGAAGGCUUCCUUUGAGGCCAUUAAAAACGAUAUCCUGGCUCGGGACUUUACUUCGAGCAGAGAGACUUCCGGCUACAUGUCCUCGACUCUGGCCUCUACUCUCGCACAGAACCUCACCACCAGCAACAGCUCAGACUCCCGCGCAGGACGCAAGAGCAAAAACAACAACAAGUCUUCCAACCACCAGUCCUCAUCAUCGUCAUCCUCUUCUUCCCUGUCAUCCUGUUCCUCCUCCUCGGCUCUGGCUCACGAGCUGGCCCAGCAGACGGCCGCGCUACCAGAGAGCGACAGCAGCGGACAAGUGGACUGGACUUACGACCCCAACGAGCCCCGCUACUGCAUUUGCAACCAGGUGUCUUAUGGUGAGAUGGUUGGCUGUGAUAAUCAGGAUUGUCCUAUUGAGUGGUUCCACUACGGCUGUGUGGGUUUGACCGAGGCACCUAAAGGAAAGUGGUAUUGCCCACAGUGUACAGCAGCCAUGAAGAGGAGAGGAAGCAGACAUAAAUAGACAUCCAUCACCCCCCCCCGAGCUGACUCCAGAAUCUCUUACCCAGAACUCUCGACCCAAUCUCACUGCCUGGUUCUGCCCCAGUUUCCCUCGUAAAAAAACUGUGCGAGAGAAAGUCUUCAAUGUGAUCUCCACUUUGUGAAAUGUGAAUGAGCUUUCGAGGACGGUGUCUUUGUAAAUGUAAGAUGAGACACGACCUUUAGUUAUUUUUAAUCUUCGAUUAAGGUCCUGAUUGGCAGUGAAGGGUUGUUAAUAUGCACCCAACUCUCAGACAUUCCUCAGCCUGCCAUGCGUGAUGGUAGGGUUCAUGACCUUCAGCACAAAUUAGUGCAUCUCACUCCUGUUGAUCCAUAUUCACAGGGACAAGACGAACUCAGAAACGUAGUCCGGAAAUGUGUUGAGAAACCAUGGACCCCGGAAAUUUAACAAAAAAACCCCACAGUGUCUCUGAACGAGAAGAGCCUGAUGAUACUGGUGUUCUUUGAAGUGUUUGUGUAUUCAGUACUCCAGGGUUCUCGAUCCAGGUCCUGGGGUUCCCCCUGCACUGCUGAUUUAGUGUUUUGUUUUUUUAUUUUUGCUCUAAAAUGCACAUUUAAACUCAUGCAGGGAUCAGUAAUGAGCUGGUUAGUGGAUGCAGGUCUGUUAGGAGCAAGAAAAACACUAAAUGCCCUGGACUGCAGUACUUCAUUACCAGAAAUAUGGGAUACUCUGCAGUUGGUAUAUUGAAUUGUGCUUCACUUGGGGAUAAAACCUCAUAACCCCCAAUGAUACAUGAUGGAACACAUUUUCAAGAAAUUUGUGCUUAUCUGUGAGGUUGAAUUUCUUUAAAUAUUUCUAAUAAAAUUUCAGGAUUUCAUUCAGCUAGAUGAUUUGAGCGCACAAAUAAAUAAAACAGGAAUCCUUGCAGAUAAGCAACAACAUAUUUUUUUGGCUAGGCCUUUCAGCCAGGUGCUGCCAGUUGUACUAUAACACAGUGAUUGUUGGUGUAUGUGUGUUUGUGUGUAUGAUGUGAUGUAUACAGAAUGUGUGUAAAUGUGUAGUCUGGCCUGCACUGAUCUGGUGAUUCAACGUUUCCUAACCGGGGGGGAAAAAAUAAAACGAUCAAUAAUUUUGCUA